UGUUAUUGUUAACAACAGAGAAAAUUCCCACCAGAUGAUGACCGUAUGGAACAGUCCUGAAAGCAGAAAUAUAAAGAUUACUGACAAAACAACAUUCAAAGAUGAACUGCUCUGGAAAAUGGAGGGGCUGGCUUGCUGUGACUGGUGGUGUUUUAGUACAUUUGACAUUGGGAACGAUUUAUAGCUAUGGUAACAUGGCGCCGUAUAUGACAUCCUACAUUCGCAAGUACAGCACUCCUGCAACUCUUUCAUAUCAGGAGUCAUCCUUUGUUUUUGCCUUGAUGCUGUUUGGCCAGGGUACCUCCAUGGUUCUCGGGGGCUACAUUGAAUCCAGACUAGGCCCUAGGAUCACAACGCUGAUUGGCUGCUUGCUGGUCAGCGCGGGCAUGAUGUUGUCUGCCCUAUCCAUCAAAGUGUCUUUCUUUCUGCUGCUGUUGACCUACGGCCUCAUCUUCGGCCUAGGAGUGGGCAUAGCCUAUGUGCCUCCGCUCGUCUGUGCAAUGAAGUGGCUGCCGGAGAAGAAAGGGCUUGUGAACGGUCUGGUGGUGGCUGGUUUUGGGGGCGGGGCAUUCAUCUUCAACCAAAUCCAGACCGGCUACCUCAAUCCCCACAACCUAUCCCCGAAUGUCACGGAUCCCCAAGACCAUACAGCCAAAUUUUAUGAUCAAGACUCUAUACUGGACAAAGUUCCAACGUCUUUUGUACUACAAGGAGGGAUCUACCUGGUGAUCCAGAUUGUAGGAGUACUACUGCUUAAAGACCCUCCAGUAAAUGGGGUCAACAAUUCUCUCUACAACGACGAGAGUGGUCUUCUGGAUGCCCAGACCGUGGCUAGGUCGACGACAAUCGAUGCCUCUGAACCCAACGGUCCAACCGAGGAAGGAAGCGAGGAGGAUCACACCAAACCGUUCCCUUUUGGAAUCCCCUUCCCCGUGGACAACGGCAAGGACACCAAAGCCUCGGGCCUGGACCUACCUCCCAAAGUGAUGGUGAGGACGACCGCCUUCUGGUUGCUAUGGGCAACCUUCCUCGUCAAUGGGCAAGGCAUCAUGUUCAUCUCGAGUCUCUACAAGGCAUAUGGUCAGAUGUUUAUCCAGGAUGACCACUUUCUUGCUCUGGUGGGAUCCUUUGCUGCUGUCUUCAAUGCCGGCGGCAGGCUGUUCUGGGGCUGGUUGGCCGACAGGUUCUCCUACAAGCUGGCGAUGAUUUUACUGACUGGAUCCAACGCCAUCUUCCUUCUCACCCUGGUUGCUGCCCAGUACGGAGGCAGGGCCAUGUUCUUUGUCUGGAUCUGCGGCAUCUUCUUCACCUUCUCCGGGAACUUUGCCCUCUUCCCGACAGCCACUGCUAGGGCUUUUGGAUCCAAGUACAUAGGACCCAACUACGGGAUCGUGUUCACUUCAGUGGCUCUCUCAUCUGCGCUUGGAGCCGUGCUAGUGUCAACCCUUCAUGAACAUCUAUCUUGGUUUGGAAUGUUUAUGCUCAUGGGUGGAUUCUCAAUCAUCGGUCUUGUCCUCACAUUCUUCUUCAGAGUGAAGAACCAACAAGGGCAGCAUAUCUGAGGAACCAAACGUCCAAAGAUUUUCUACGAACUACUCCCAAGAUAGGCUUUUUUUUGUUGUUGUUGCCAGUAUUCAUAGAGGUGGAUUAACGUCUUGUGUGUAGGAAAUGCUAACAAUUUCUGAUUCACAAACAGUGCGUGCUGUGGAAUAUUUUAUUCACGACUGACGCGGCACUGAAUUUUUGGAAAUUCACGAAUGUUCCCAUACCAAAAGCCUUGUAACCAUGGGAGACAUUUUAUUCCCAGUUUAUCAUAAGUUGGAAUUUUACUUGUGAAAGUUCAUUUCCAUGUGCGACAAUUGUCCAAACGCUUUUUGACAUGAGAAGAGGAAUUUGAAGAAAGAAAAAGGAAUUAAAAUGGAGGAAAUUGAUAGGAGACUGGCAUCGUUUACAUACAGCUAACAACUGAAUUAUUUAUACCAUUACCAAGUUUUCUUAUUCUUGAAGUAUGUGAACAAUUAAUCACUUCAGCUGGUUAAUUACAGCUCCACAUCUGAAUGAUGAUUUGAACCAGGGCCCUGUUUCACAAAACUUGUUAUCAAAAGCAAGUUACAAUAAUUGUUAUAAGCUACUGAAAUCUUGGCAUUUGAUUGGCUGAGAGCAGAUUUGUCAUAGAAAUUUAGCAUUUGUUAUUGAUAACAGGUUUUACAAAACAGAGCCCUGGCCUAAAGUUAGUAUGCCUUUGUGAAUACCAGUCUUUAUGUUUAUAGUCAGAGAUAUAUAUAACACAGAUAUGUAUGUAUAUUUAGGCAAAAUUCUAUGAGUACUUCAGAAAUGUAUUUAGUAUUGAUGCUUUGUAAAAGCGACGUGUAUCUUUUCUGCAAUGGGCUUUACAAAUUAGCUGCUGAUUAUUUGAUGUGCAAUAUCUAUGUUUGCAACUUGACA
Strongylocentrotus purpuratus (purple sea urchin) is the source of this 2445-nucleotide messenger RNA. Its product is annotated as oxalate:formate antiporter. The record is from RefSeq and is a predicted model, not a curated record. The transcript is spliced from 11 exons. Lineage: Eukaryota; Metazoa; Echinodermata; Echinoidea; Camarodonta; Strongylocentrotidae. Gene Ontology annotation, molecular function: transmembrane transporter activity. The coding region runs from base 102 to 1562 and encodes 486 amino acids. Gene Ontology annotation, biological process: transmembrane transport.